Molecule: messenger RNA, 1873 nt
Organism: Uranotaenia lowii
Lineage: Eukaryota; Metazoa; Arthropoda; Insecta; Diptera; Culicidae
Exons: 2
Coding region: 1714-1863 (49 amino acids)
Source: RefSeq, a predicted model, not a curated record
ACGCACGUUCUUCUGCUGCUAGCCGCUGUCAUUUUCAUUGAUAAAAUUAGUUAGUUGUUCUAAGACCGAGUGAGGUGAUAAUAAAAUGAAAUAAAUAAUUAGAAUCCGAGAUGUGAUUGCCGCCGAUUAACAUCUCGCAAUCAUUCGGGUUCAGGUGCUAAUAAGUAAUCAAAACUAUGUGCGAAUGUGCAACGCAAUUGUAGCUGAAAGUGUUGAGUUGUUAGUUCCUCCAUAUUAUUUCGAUUAGAUCAGUGUGACAUUCGUGGACGGAAAGUGCUUGGAUUGAUUGAUUGGACGCGGAACGCGGGUUAACCAAUCCUAAUGUGGAUAACCUGACGCUGGCUGUAGGUAGAGGGUGUUGAUGAGAAACAAAAAGUUGCCCCGCUGGACAGACAACUCACUCGUGUGUUUGUGUGUGAAGGCUUAACCGGAAGCGAGAGAGAGAAUUCAACCCAGUAGUUUCCAGCGAGCUGCUCGAUCGAAGGUGCUGCUCCUCCGAUGAUGACGGUUUUCGAUGGCUAUACAUGCGGAACGUAAACGGCUUUCGUCACAGUCGAUCGUCAACGUGGAAGCUGAUCGUGCUCGAGGAAGCCUACGAUGCGUGGUGGUUUGUUUUUAAAAUAAAGUUUAAACAGUUGCAAGCCCACAGGAAAGACAAGAAACGUCUUCAUUGAUGAAACUGUGCUGUGAAAAAUAACAAAUUUUGCAAACGUGUUUCCGUUUUUUCGUCGAGUGAGUCUACCGACGACGCCGCCGUCGCUUCUUGGGAAAGGAGGAGAUUUUAUUUAUUAAAGUGAAAAGUAUAACCGCAAACAGUAGAUCGAGAAUCGUAAAUUAGAGCUGAAUCAAGUAGUGAUACGAAGGGGAAUUCAAGUCAAGUCUGCGCGCAUGAGAGGCGCUCCGGGCAACCAACCGUUCUAGUGCGAUGUGCCUACCCUCUGAAUUGGGUUCAAUAAAUCUUAAUUUAAAGUGAAACACGUUGAUUGUGUCCUAUCUCGUCAUAUUGUUGUACCUACAUACGGUCGCGGCAAAGCUCUGGAAUAAAUCCCGCAUGAUAGCGUAAAAUGGUUGACGGCUGAAUGCUGACAACAAGAAGCCAAAGUUAACUUUCAGUGUUGUGUUCGGAAAGUGAGUGCCACAUUUAGUGCUGUGUUCUGGAAGCGAUAACAAGCUCAAAAUGCUCAGUGCGUUGGCAUAUUGCGCGAAGCUAUGCUUCAACAUUUGAUUGUGUGUAAAGUUCGGCCACAAUCAGCUACUAUUAUGGAUUGUAUCAGGUCGAUCGAGUAUUACAUUAACGAUUAAUCGUUGGGAUUCGCCUGGCGUUUAGCGAUCGCGUUCAUAAUUCGCACCAGCCCGAGUUAGUGUCUAGAUCUGUCACAAAACGCUCCCGCAUCGAUCGGUACCAGGUAUUCAUGCUUCUUCCAUCAACAACCGCUGGAAGAGACGAAGCUACUAAAUUAUACACCACCUGGUAGUGCUAAUUGGCAUGAAUUGUUUGCUAAAAUAAUUGUUGAGAACACGGGCUUAGAGAAUCAAGUGCUAAUUAUCAGUCUGCGAUAACUCAGGUCUCUUGGAGAAGGAGAAAAACGACUACGAAAAUAGGAGCAUCAAACGUUUCGUCUGAAAAACUAGCCAACAUUAUCAAGGUGGAGUUGCUACUGAACAAAGUGCUCGAACAGUUGUCUUUAAAAUUUUGCGCCAUUAGUGUGCCUUAUGGAGACGGAUAUUAAGUGCUCGGAAUUUGUCGUUUUUAUGGUCAACAAAAUGCUGAUUAAUAUUGAGAAUAUUCUACUGCAAAGCCAUCGACAACGUGAAACUACCGGAAUUAAGAAGCUGUAUAAUUCCUUCUUCGUGCUGUUUUAACUGACUCGUC